Molecule: messenger RNA, 2853 nt
Organism: Menidia menidia (Atlantic silverside)
Lineage: Eukaryota; Metazoa; Chordata; Actinopteri; Atheriniformes; Atherinopsidae
Source: the annotation of a GenBank genome assembly
AUGCGCUCUCACAUCACAGCUGCCUCACAGCAGCAUUCAGGGAAAAUAACCAUUAAGAAAUCUGAGCUGAAGGCAGCCGGGACUCUGGGGGUUGUUGUUGUUAUUUUCCUGUCAUGUAUUUUCCCAUAUUAUUGUUUGGCAAUUACAAGUGAAAGCACCUCCCUAAAUUCUCCAGCUUUUGGCUUUGAUAUCUUUUUGAUCUACUUGAAUUCCUUAUUCAACCCUCUGAUCUAUGCGUUUUUCUAUUCUUGGUUUAGAAAAUCUAUUAAACUUGUUCUUACAUUUCGAUUAGUUAAACAUGGCUCUCGGAAGGCUGUCAGUGAUGAUCAGCUCCCCAUGAUGGAUGGAGCUGAACUCUGCUUUCCAGAACUCCUGAACAGCUCCUGCAGGAAGAUAACAUAUCCUCCCUCAACAUCCGUCCUCAUCUUAAUCACUCUAUCCUCAACCUCUUUUCUCACUGUGACUCUCAACCUGCUGGUCAUCAUCUCCAUCUCACACUUCAGAGAUAACCUGAAACAUCCAGGAAGGUUUAAUUCUUGCUCUGGAGAAUGUGUGAUAUAUGUGGGCCUUAUUGAAAAUGUUUCAGAUCUAAUAGUGACAUUCAUAGCUCCAGUGUCCACCAUCAUAUGUCUGUAUCUCAGAGUGUUUAUGGUGGUUCUGUCUCAGGUUCGGGCCAUGCGCUCUCACAUCACAGCUGCCUCACAGCAGCAUUCAGGGAAAAUAAUCAUUAAGAAAUCUGAGCUGAAGGCAGCCGGGACUCUAGGGGUUGUUGUUGUUACUUUCCUGUCAUGUAUUCUCCCAUAUUACAGUGCCAUUAUUACAGAUCAGAGUGCCUCCAUCCUGACCUUUGUGAUAUGUUUGUUCUAUAUGAAUUCCUUAUUCAAUCCCCUGAUUUAUGCUCUUUUCUAUCCCUGGUUUAGAAGAACUCCUGAACAGCUCCUGCAGGAAGAUAACAUAUCCUCCCUCAACAACCGUCCUCAUCUUCAUCAGUCUGUCCUCCUUGUCUCUGUUCACUGUGACUCUGAACCUGCUGGUCAUCAUCUCCAUCUCACACUUCAGGUUCGGGCCAUGCGCUCUCACAUCACAGCUGCCUCACAGCAGCAUUCAGGGAAAAUAAUCAUUAAGAAAUCUGAGCUGAAGGCAGCCGGGACUCUGGGGGUUGUUGUUGUUAUUUUCCUGUCAUGUGUUUUCCCAUAUUACUGUGUGGCAAUAACAAGUAAAAGCACCUCCCUAAAUGUUUCAUCCAUCGGCUUUGAAAUCUACAUUAUGUAUAUGAAUUCUUUAUUCAACCCUCUGAUCUAUGCCCUUUUCUACCCCUGGUUUAGAAAAUCCAUUAAACUUAUAAUUACAUUUCGAUUAUUGAUGCAUGGUUCCAGAGAUGCCAACAUACAGAGAACUGACACUAACGAGGGACAACUCCUGAACAGCUCCUGCAGGAAGAUAACAUAUCCUCCCUCAACAUCCGUGCUCAUCUUCAUCGGUAUGUCCUUCUUCUCUCUGCUCACUGUGACUCUGAACCUGCUGGUCAUCAUCUCCAUCUCACACUUCAGGCAGCUCCACACUCCCACCAACCUCCUCCUCCUCUCUCUGGCUGUCUCAGACUUUCUUGUGGGCCUUCUCAUCCUCAGUCAGAUCAUGUCAUUAAACGGUUGUUGGUAUCUUGGUGACCUGAUGUGUGUUUUGUGUUUUCUCCUGAACCUAAUAAUUACCUCUGCCUCAGUAGGAACCAUGGUGCUCAUAUCAGCUGACCGUUAUGUGGCGAUCUGUGAUCCCCUUCAUUAUCCAACCAAAGUCACCUCAAAAAGAGUUUCUGUCUGUGUUUCUCUGUGUUGGAUCUCCACUUUCGUCCAUUUUUCGGUUAUUAUAAGAGAUAACCUGAAACAUCCAGGCAGGUUCAAAUCCUGCUCUGGAGAAUGUGCGAUUUAUGUGGGUUUUAUUGAAAAUGUGUCAGAUCUAAUUCUGUCCUUCAUAGCUCCAGUUUCCACCAUCAUAUGUCUAUAUCUCAGAGUGUUUAUGGUGGUUCUGUCUCAGCUCCACACCCCCACCAACCUUCUCCUCCUCUCCCUGGCCGUCUCCGACCUCCUGGUGGGCCUCCUGCUGAUGCCGGUGGAGAUCGUCUACAUCGAGAUCUGCUGGUUCCUGGGGGACUGGGCGUGCACGCUGUACUACACCCUGGACUACGUCAUCACCUCGGCCUCCGUGGUCAACAUGGUGCUCAUCUCCCUGGACCGCUACGUGGCCGUCUGCCACCCCCUGCGCUACCCCUCCAGGGUGACCGCGGGCGCGGCCCGGCUGGGCGUGUGCCUGUGCUGGUUUUCCUCCGUGGUCUUCAGGCUGCUUCUCCUCCAGGAUCACAUCGCGGAGCCCGGCCGGUCCAGUUCCUGCCUCGGGGAGUGCGUGGUGGUCAUCAGCCCCAAGGCCGGGGUGGUGGACACGGUCUUCACCUUCAUCCUGCCCAUCGCCGUAAUCCUGGUCCUGUACGGCCGGGUGUUUUCGGCGGUUCUGGCCCAGGCCCGGACGCUGCGAUCUCGGGUGGCCGCCAUCGGUCCUCGCCAUCCGGGGGCCACCGCCACCGUGAGGAGGAGCGAGCUGAAGGCGGCCCGCACUCUGGGCAUCGUGGUGGUGGUGUUCCUCAUCUGCUUCUGCCCGUACUACUUCCCGGCCCUGGAGGGGGAGGACACCUCGGUGGACGCCUCGUCCGCCGCCUUCGAGAUCUGGCUGGCCCACUUAAACUCCUGUCUGAACCCCGUCAUCUACGCCCUCUUCUACCCCUGGUUCAGGAAGUCCAUCCGGCACAUCCUGACUCUGCAGAUCCUGAAGCCGGGCUCCCGCGAUGCUAAGAUUCUGGACUGA